Molecule: messenger RNA, 201 nt
Organism: Protopolystoma xenopodis
Lineage: Eukaryota; Metazoa; Platyhelminthes; Monogenea; Polystomatidea; Polystomatidae
Source: the annotation of a GenBank genome assembly
AUGUUGAUUCCAACCGUAUCGCUUCCAAUACAGCAUAAAAUUGACCAGUCGUGUGGACUGAUGCUUCAGCAGCACGCGUGUCUUUCUGCCUCUUCGGAUGAAGUGAUCAAGCGCAUGUGUGGUAAAUGUCGUAUUCUCUGUGGCAGGCAGAGCUCUCUCGUCCAGAGGGCUCGUUUUCUUGCAGACACCUCGGCAGCAUAA